Messenger RNA from Seminavis robusta, 459 nucleotides. The record is from the annotation of a GenBank genome assembly. NCBI's taxonomy places the organism in Eukaryota, Bacillariophyta, Bacillariophyceae, Naviculales, Naviculaceae.
AUGUCGUCAAAACACCGGCUCACACGUUCCUUCCGAACCCUGUCGGCGCUGCUAUAUAUUGGAAAUGCAGCAGUCGCCUUCAAAUUUGCAAUUCAACCGCAUUAUCUACAUGUUCUUGUGGGAAUCAUAGUUGGCUUUGUCUGCCUCGGAAUGCUAUGUGUCUCUGUAGAAGCUCCCCGAAUUUUGGUCUCCCGUAUAGAAGCAUCUACCUUUGGCCAGCUGCUGUUCACCUUUCGAGGACGCUAUAUGGUGGAUCUUUUGGUAGCUCUGUUAUUGUUUGCAAUGGGCCCAUGGGGGAUUUUGCUCGGAAUCUUCACCUUGCUUUUGAUCUUUGGGAUCCGGUUUCUGGGCGUCAAACAACCUGACGCCUUUAAUGAAAUCUUUCGACAAUCGGAUAUUGAAUCCCAGUCAGAGUAUACGCUGGAGAGUGAAUACGAGCCCUCUCAACAGACUAGAUAA